Messenger RNA from Priceomyces carsonii, 1359 nucleotides. RefSeq names its product histone deacetylase (gene HOS1). NCBI's taxonomy places the organism in Eukaryota, Fungi, Ascomycota, Pichiomycetes, Serinales, Debaryomycetaceae. Bases 1 to 1359 code for a protein of 452 amino acids. The record is from RefSeq and is a predicted model, not a curated record. Gene Ontology annotation, biological process: negative regulation of transcription by RNA polymerase II. Gene Ontology annotation, cellular component: nucleus. Gene Ontology annotation, molecular function: histone deacetylase activity. The transcript has a single exon.
AUGUCAGAGAGUUCAAUAACACAGAAACAUCGAAGAAAAGUAUGGAUCACCUCAUCAGAUGUUGCCUCUAAGGUAUGUGACUUGCUACCAUCUAAUGAAGGUCGGCAAUCACUUGUUUCUUCUUUAAUUCAAGCGUAUCGUCUUGAUUGCAAAUGUGAGAAUGUGAUACCAAUAUAUAAGGCUAAGACGUCAGAUCUUGAAGCAUACCACGACAAACGCUUCUUAAAAUGCUUACUUCGCAAAAGAUCGGAUAUUGAUUCGUCAAGCCCACAUUAUGGGCUAUUGAGGCAUAUUUUAAGAGCCCAAGAUCUUCAACAGGUUUUCAGGACUAAGGCUGUUUUACAGCAGUCGAAUAUUGAGCACAAUUUGAACGUGGAAGGUGACCACAGAGAAGAUAGUGAUUGUGGUGAAGAGAUUCAAGAAAUUGGCGAUUUACGCAAUGAAGAACAGGUUUAUUCCGAUGAUGAGGAUGUUGACGAUCAAGAGGAAUGUGAUAAGUACGGCUUGCUGUUUGAUUGCCCAGUAUUUCCUUUUAUGGCUGACUAUGUGAGGUUUACUGCAGCAUCGAGUAUUCUUUCUGCAGAGAAAUUAGUUAAAGAAAGAUCAAUUGACGUCCAAAACGUCGUCAUCAAUUGGUAUGGCGGUAGACAUCACUGCAUGAAAAGUAAGGCAGCAGGAUUCUGCUACGUGAAUGAUGUAAUUCUUGCAAUAAGUCACCUACGCCGAGAAUUUGGAAAGGUAUUUUAUCUUGAUUUUGAUUUGCAUCAUGGAGAUGGUGUUGAAAAUGGUUAUAAGUUUUCCAGAAACGUUAUGACAUGCUCUAUUCAUAGAUUCGACCUUGGGUUUUACCCUGGCACAGGAUCCCAUGAGUUUUUUCUGCCUACAGCUAUUAACAUACCUACAAGGAGAGGACUAAGUGACUCUAGCUUAUUAUAUAUUACUAAGGAGACAAUUCUUCCUUUAAUCAAAAGUUUUUCUCCUGGAGUUAUUGUGAUACAAGCUGGGUGCGACGGCUUAGGGACAGAUGACCAUAGACAGUGGAAUAUGACUAUCAGAGGCUACAGUAAAGUUAUUCAGUUAGUUAUUGAUGAAUUUUCCCCGGCGCCUGUUAUGAUCUUAGGGGGUGGAGGAUAUAACUUUACGGAAACGGCGAAAUGCUGGGCAUUUAUAACUAAAGAAGUGAUAGGUAUAAAGGAAGAAUGGGAUCUUAUACCGGAGCAUGAAUUACUAGAUGAAUAUGAAAUUGACGGCUUUCAAUUCUGGACAGCAAAUAAUACUCGUAAGAAAAAUAUUAAAGAUGAAAAUGAUGAUAUUUAUUUACAGAAACUAACUACGUAUAUAAAUGAAAGGUAUCUAUAA